AUGCUGAACUGGAAUUUGCCAUUCAGCCUAAUACAACUGGCAAACAACUUUUUGACCAGUGUUUUGGAGCAGCACAAAUUAACAAAAGAACAGUGGGAAGAAAGAAUCCAAAAUUGGCAUGAAGAACAUAGAGGAAUGCUAAGGGAAGAUUCUAUGAUGGAAUACCUGAAGAUUGCACAAGAUCUAGAAAUGUAUGGAGUUAACUAUUUUGAAAUAAAAAAUAAGAAGGGAACGGAAUUAUGGUUAGGUGUUGAUGCUUUGGGUCUGAAUAUUUAUGAGCAUGAUGACAAGUUGACUCCAAAAAUUGGUUUUCCCUGGAGUGAAAUCAGAAAUAUUUCAUUUAAUGACAAAAAAUUUGUUAUAAAGCCGAUUGACAAGAAGGCACCUGAUUUUGUAUUUUAUGCACCUCGUCUGAGAAUCAAUAAGCGAAUUUUGGCUUUAUGUAUGGGAAACCAUGAACUAUACAUGCGAAGAAGGAAACCUGAUACAAUUGAAGUACAGCAAAUGAAGGCUCAGGCCAGAGAAGAGAAACAUCAGAAGCAGUUAGAAAGGGCACAACUAGAAAAUGAAAAGAAGAAAAGAGAAAUAGCAGAAAAGGAAAAGGAAAGAAUAGAACGGGAAAAGGAGGAGCUAAUGGAACGACUAAGGCAAAUUGAAGAGCAGACAAUGAAAGCCCAGAAAGAACUAGAAGAACAAACUCGGAAAGCCCUAGAACUGGACCAGGAACGAAAACGAGCAAAAGAAGAAGCAGAAAGACUUGAAAAGGAGCGUCGAGCUGCUGAAGAGGCAAAAUCAGCCAUAGCAAAACAAGCUGCUGAUCAGAUGAAAAAUCAGGAACAACUAGCAGCAGAACUCGCUGAAUUUACUGCCAAGAUUGCACUCCUAGAAGAAGCCAAGAAGAAAAAGGAGGAGGAAGCUUCUGAGUGGCAGCACAAAGCUUUUGCAGCCCAGGAAGACUUGGAAAAGACCAAAGAGGAGUUAAAGACAGUAAUGUCUGCUCCACCUCCACCAGUUAUUCCUCCGACAGAAAAUGAGCAUGAUGAACAUGAUGAGAAUAAUGCUGAGGCUAGUGCUGAAUUAUCAAAUGACGGGGUCAUGAACCAUAGAAGUGAGGAGGAACGUGUAACAGAAACACAAAAAAAUGAGCGUGUUAAGAAGCAACUCCAGGCAUUAAGUUCAGAAUUAGCCCAAGCCAGAGAUGAAACCAAGAAAACACAAAAUGAUGUUCUUCAUGCAGAGAAUGUUAAAGCAGGUCGUGAUAAGUACAAGACUCUGCGGCAGAUUCGACAAGGCAAUACAAAGCAGCGUAUUGAUGAGUUUGAAGCAAUGUGAGAGCUGUUAUUUUGCAUACAUGUUCUUCAUAAGCUGAACCACCAACAGAGAAAAGCAGGCCUUUGCAGAUGUGAUGGAAUGCAUCCCACCUUGCCAAAGCACUUAUACCAGUUUGACUGUGGUGGCUGAAAGACAUACUUAAGGGAAAGUUCUUCAGCUUUAAGGCAGUGAUACCAUGCUUGGUUUUCUUUUCUUUUAGGGUCAGGGAAUGGAGAACAAUGUUUCAUCACCCCCUUUCACAUUUUUCAUUUCCUUUUAUUUUUGUUGUUGUUUUGAGGAUUAACACUAACUAUCCUGUCUAAAUGUGUUUGUGUGUUUAAGCACUUUGUACAUUUUAAAGGAUGAUGGUGACUUGGUGGUGGGAGUUAUGUUGGAGCACUCUGUUCCCUUGCCCCUUCCAUAUUCUGCCUGUAUGUAUUUCCAUAUUUUUCUCUCAUUUAUAUUUUCCAUUUUCUCAUGCCGACAGCCACUGUUCCUCCUCGGAGCUUUGGCAGCAUUUAAAAUCGGGGUAGGUGGCAGGGUGACAGCCUUUGAUUAUGUACAAGGUAGCUAUGAAUCAUGAAAAUGAUGAUAAUGUUUAAUAGUACAGUAUGCAGCUGGUGGCUAAUUUUUUAAUCCACAAUUAGCCAUAUUACUGGAUAUGUUUGUUUAAUUAAAGUCAUCACUUACUGCUGAAUUGAUUAGCAUUUUUUCUCAUACCUUCCUUUGGUUUUCUUUGCCUGCCUAUCCACAUGUGUAUAGACAAACAUGUGGUUUACUAGAAGAAUUUAUGAAUGACGGCUCUACCUGCAAAUAACAGUUGUCUCUGAAAGAUAUUGAAAGAGAUAGAUUAGUUUAGAAAUUAAUUUAGAAAAACUGAUACUAAAUAAAAGCAAGUAUGGAUUUGCUAGUAAUUGGCUAUCUACAAUCAUUAAAAGCCGUUUUUAGAAGGACAGCAUAUGAAAGCAUAAGUCCCAGGAGGGAACAGUGAUACUACCUCACUCAACUGCACCUGAGAUUACUGGUUGUCCAAACACAAUGAAGUCUGUACCUGUUUGUUCUGCAAAACAUCACACUUUCAGUCAUGAGGAAUAUUUUUGAGAGAUUACUUUUUCCUUCAGAAUAUAUUGAGUGCUAAAUUUUUAACUGCCUUUUUGUUGAGCUGAAUUGUGGGGUUGUGAUUCCAUUACGCUUGUCAGAUAUCCUUGGGAUAUUUUCUUCCAGCUGGUAUUUUGUGUGUGUGUGUUUGUGUGUGUGUGUGUGUUUCUGUGUCUCGAAGAAAGUGUGUAUGUGCGACUGUAUGAGUGUGUUAAUGAGCGUGAGAGGGGGAGAGAUUUCCCUUGUAGCAUACGAAGAAUGUCUGUACCUUCAUUUCUUGAUUUAAUUGUUACAUAAUCAUUUUAGUAUAUUUGGUUUCUAAAUCAUUGUUUUUGUUUUUUUUUUUAAAUGUCUAAGAAUACUUAAAUUGGAUUUAUUGAUUCUAUUUUGGGGGUUAUAACUUUAGAUUAUGUUCAUUUCAAUUAUGUGAUAUAAAGAAAUCUUUCCAGUUUGGGAGAUGUUUAAAUAUUCCUAUGUUCUAACAUCUUAAUUGUAAAACAUGAAGAUUUGAAGAUAAGGAAAGCCUUGUUUUCUCUGUGUGGUUCAGCUACUUUCCAUUUUGGUAUUAUGCAGUCAAAUUUACAUUUAUCUAUUAAAAUUGCCAUUUUGUUAAACAUUUUUCUUGCAUAGUAGAUCUAAGUUGAGUCUGAAAAUGUCUUGGGCUUUUGGUUUUGCUGGCUUUAAAAGGAUUAAUCUGGGCAGGCAUUAUAAAAAGGAAAAUUGCAUUUAAUAUAUUUUUCAACUUAAUAAGACAAAAAUAAACUGGUUAAUCUUGAAGUGACUGUUGUAUAGUGGUUGUGCAUAUGCUUCAAAAUACUGGGGGAAGAGUUUCUACAUGCAGCAUAUUAGAGGAACAGAGCUGAACUCUUCUAUGCAUGCUUUAAAUGAUGCCUUCACUUCUAAAACCAUUUAAGCAAUUGCCAGAAUGGGAGAAACCUUGGACUUUCCUUGGAUUUUUAUUAGUCUUCAAUUGAAUUGUGUGCACUACCAUUACUACAUCAGUUUGGUAUCAGUGUUGAAAAUUACCAGUUAUAUUUGCUGUUUAUAAUCUAUAUGUAGAUUAGGAUUGAAAUGGAUUUUAUCCAUUUUUUUUAAGGCUGUGUGACUUUUUCUAAACAGAAACGACUAUUGCAGUAUGGGUUUUCAUAGUGAUUAAACUAAUAAUGACUUUAUUAUUCGAAGUUGAGCACAUGUUCAUAUAGCAGUGUAAAAAUACAGUAUUUGGUAAAUUCCAUCAGGCUUUUACCAUAGACAUUAUUUUGUGUUGUACAAUUUAGUUACAGUUAUUUCUAUAAUUUUGGAUAACAUUCAUUGAUUAACAAUAAAGUGAUGAAAGUUCAUGCCUUCAA
Messenger RNA from Suncus etruscus (white-toothed pygmy shrew), 3758 nucleotides. RefSeq names its product radixin (gene RDX). NCBI's taxonomy places the organism in Eukaryota, Metazoa, Chordata, Mammalia, Eulipotyphla, Soricidae. The transcript has 10 exons. Gene Ontology annotation, biological process: positive regulation of protein localization to early endosome; regulation of organelle assembly; regulation of cell shape. Bases 1 to 1332 code for a protein of 443 amino acids. The record is from RefSeq and is a predicted model, not a curated record. Gene Ontology annotation, cellular component: cytoskeleton; microvillus; plasma membrane. Gene Ontology annotation, molecular function: actin binding; cell adhesion molecule binding.